This is a messenger RNA of Mustela lutreola (European mink), 944 nucleotides long. Its product is annotated as DNA oxidative demethylase ALKBH2-like. The record is from RefSeq and is a predicted model, not a curated record. Bases 633 to 944 code for a protein of 103 amino acids. NCBI's taxonomy places the organism in Eukaryota, Metazoa, Chordata, Mammalia, Carnivora, Mustelidae. The transcript is spliced from 3 exons. Gene Ontology annotation, biological process: DNA repair.
UCCAGGUUCUGGCAGUCAGGGGAAGGGGUGGGCACGGUCCCAGGAGUCCCCCAGCCGGAGCAAUAAGCCCCUUACACAGUAGGCCCUUUGGCUUGGGCGUCCCCCCCCCCUUCUUCCAGCCUGAGCUGCGGGGCUUGUGGGCCCCCGCAGAGCCCAUGAGAAUGGGGGAGGGACCGAACCGAGUAUUAUUUGAUAGGGUUUGAACUGAUCCUUUGCUCCCGUAUUACCUUUCCUAUAACCUAACACAGUGCCUCGGGUUACACCAUUACGCUUUCAGCCCUUUGGGUCUUGGAGGCGUUGAAGGUUCCCAGAGUCUCCUUGGAAACUGCCAACACCCCUGGGAGAGGGAACCCCCAAAACUGUUAGCAUCCCACGCCCGCAAUAGGGAUUCGUUGCCCGCUAGCGGAAGGAGCUGGGCCUGGAGAACAAGACCCAGGAGGGCAUCCUGGCUGUUUCCUGAGAAUCCUAAGAUCCUGGAAUCAAGGGGCUGAGGAGAGAGUAUCAUUCUCCACCUUCCCCCCACUCCACCCCAUCUUGGCAGCUGGAGAACAGAGGCCAAAGAGGGGACUGACUUGAACAAAGAUGUGUUGAUUCUGCCAAGUAGACUGAUCAGCCUAAUCCAUUUGUACAUCAUGCAGUACAAGGACGGCCGUGACCACAUCGGGGAGCACAGAGACGAUGAACGAGAACUGGCUCCUGGGAGCCCCAUAGCCUCUGUCUCCUUCGGGGCCUGCAGAGACUUCUUCUUCCGGCAUAAGGAUUCCCGGGGGAAAAAGCCCACCCGGAAGGUAGAGGUGGUUCGGCUUCAGCUGGCGCACGGGAGUUUGCUCAUGAUGAACCACCCGACCAACACUCACUGGUACCACAGUCUCCCCAUACGAAAGAAGAUUCUAGCUCCACGGGUCAAUCUGACAUUUCGCAAAAUUUUGCCUGCUAAAAAGUAA